This is a messenger RNA of Penicillium samsonianum, 465 nucleotides long. RefSeq lists its product as uncharacterized. The transcript has a single exon. Lineage: Eukaryota; Fungi; Ascomycota; Eurotiomycetes; Eurotiales; Aspergillaceae. The record is from RefSeq and is a predicted model, not a curated record. The coding region runs from base 1 to 465 and encodes 154 amino acids.
AUGAAGUAUGCUAUGCUCUCUCUCGCCGCACUCGUGGUGCCGUGUUUGGGCAACCCGGCUCCCUACUGGAGGCCUUAUUUCACGCGCCCAGUCCGUCCAGCCGAUUCUGGUACUAUUGUUGUACUCAAUGACAUGCAGUUUAAUGUCCAGGUGAUAGAAGAGCCACAAGGGGGUAUAUAUAACGCUCCACCCGGCGGGCCGCCAGUUUAUAUCCCAGGAUCAUUCUCAGCGGAUGUGAAACUAAACGGGCAGGUAGAAGUGAGCUAUGUUUCUGGUAACCAAGGCACAUUUAAUUAUGUUAUAAACCCCAUCGACGGUGGUGGCUUCCCCGGAUGUGUCAGGGUAUCGCCCAAUGGAUGUGGGGCUACGACAUGGUGUCCUGGAAACCCUAGCUCACCACCAGUGACCUGUCCCCAGGGAACUGAGCUUCCGGUCACCCUGCAGCCCUUCCAUUCCCCACUGUAA